Dendrobium catenatum is the source of this 4013-nucleotide messenger RNA. RefSeq names its product mediator of RNA polymerase II transcription subunit 15a. The record is from RefSeq and is a predicted model, not a curated record. Bases 62 to 3679 code for a protein of 1205 amino acids. Gene Ontology annotation, molecular function: transcription coactivator activity; chromatin DNA binding. NCBI's taxonomy places the organism in Eukaryota, Viridiplantae, Streptophyta, Magnoliopsida, Asparagales, Orchidaceae. The transcript is spliced from 8 exons.
UCCACCUUCAGGAAGGCAGCAGCUUUUACCUCAAAGCCUGCAAAAUAACACUCCUGCUUCCAUGCAAGGUUCUUCUAGUCUUUCUGCAGCACCUUCUAUUACGGGGCUUUCUCAGUCAACCAUAACAAACUUUGGUCAUACAUCUAAUAUGCAAAACAUGCCAGGGAUCUCUCACAGUUCUGUAAAUAAUUCUUUAGCACAGGGAACAACAGCAGAUAUUUAUGCCAAUGCGCCGAGGCAUAUGCAAGGAAGGCAGCAGCAACAAUCACAAAAUCCACUUAUAUACCAAAAUUCGCUUCAACCGCAAUUAAUGAAGAAGAUGCACAAUAAUGCACUUCUGCAAUCAUCUAUGCAGCAGCAACAACAACAACAAUCUUUGUUGCAAACAAAUCAACUGCAAACUUCUCAGCAGUCCACAAUGCAAAUGCCAUCUGGUCUAACAUCUGGCCAGUCCUCUAUUCAGCAGCCACCAGCGACAUCCAUUCAAUCUGCUUCCCAGCCGGCCCUUCAACAGAAUCAGCUGAACGCAAUUCAACAAUCAGUAUCACCCCUACUCCCACAACAUGUGCAAGCGUUUCCUAGACAAUCACAGCAACCGCAGUCUUCUCUUCACCAGCAAACAAAUUUGCAAACCCAGCAGCAGCAGCAGCAGCAGCAGCAGCAACAGUUGAUAGGACAACAAGCAAACAUGUCAAACAUUCAACAAAAUCAAUUACUUGGUCAGCAAAACAGUAUAGUUGACAUAAAGCAGCAACAACAAAGAUUGCCUGUCCAGCAAAAUAAUCUUAUCAACAUGCAGCAGUCUCAACAGUUACUUAAUCAGCAAUCAUUGUCUUUGCAUCAGCAGCAGUUAGGCCAGCAAACUAACAUGCAGGGUCUCCAGCAGCAGCAACAACCGCAAUCCCAGCAGCAACAACAGUUACUUGGUUCGCUACAGAACAUUUCGAAUAUGCAAUCACAUCAACGUUCAAUGCAGCUUCUUCAACAGUCUAAAAAUAUGUCACAGGCACAACAGCAGUUGCAGCAACCUUCUAUCUCACUGUUGCAACCACAAGGUCAACAAGCACUUCAUCUGUCAUCACAGCAGCACUUGAUGUCACAAUUUCAGCCUCAAGGACAAUUGCAGCAGCCAUUGGCAAUGCAACAGCAUUCAAAUGGUGGCAUGCAAAGGGAGAUGCAGCAAAGGAUUUCUUCAGGCACAUUGCUUCAGCCUCAGAGUGCACUGGAGCAGCAGAAGCAAUUCAUGCAGUCACAAAGGGGGAUUCCUGAAGUUUCAUCCAGCACAUCAAUGGAUUCAACAGCUCAGACUGGACAUAAUGGUGCAGAUUGGCAAGAAGAGGUUUAUCAAAAAAUACAAGUCAUGAAAGAGUCACAUUUAGCAGAGCUGCAGGAAUUCCAUCUGAAGAUCUCACAGAGAUAUCAGCAGAGUGAGAUGAUGCCUCAAGCAAAGCAAUCUGGAAAUUUUGAGAAAUUGAAAAGCUUCAAAGUGUUGCUGGAACGCGUGCUAGCUUUCCUUCAGAUUUCUAAGAAUAGUAUUACAAUUGGCUUGAAAGAAAAACUCCCUACUUAUGAGAAACAAAUACUUGGCUUGUUAAAUACAAACAAUAAGCAAAAAAUAAUGCCUUCACAGCUGCAAGGCCAGCAGCAGCAGCUCCAUCAUCCUGGUGGACUUGCUCAAAGUACUCCCCAGCAUCAACCAUCUCAAGUUCUACAGGUGCAACAACAUGAAAAUCUUGGAAAUCAGGUGCACCAAAUGAAUGUGGCUGGUUCUAUCACAAGUAUGCAGUCGGCAGUAACCUCCAGUAUGCAACAUGGAUCCAUGACAUUACCGAGUUUAGUUGCUCCAUUAACCCAACAAAAUGCUACAAAUUCAGCCCAAUCUGCCCCUGAUUUGGAUCCAGUCCAAGUGAACUCUUUUGGCUCACUGCAACAAGGUACGAUGGGCUCACUACAACAGAGUGGUGUUGGGCCUUUGCCGAAUUCAGUUGGUGCUUCCCAACAAACAAACCUUAACAAUCUGUCACAAAGCUCCCUGAGUUCAUUGCAACCUAAUGGGACCUCAGUGCAAAAUUCUAAUGUUCUGCAGCAGCAACAUCUUAAGCAACAACAGCAGGAACAUUUAUUGCAAAAUCAGCAACAAUUAAAGCAGCAACUGCAGCAACGCCAAAUGCAGCAACAAUUGCUUCAGCAGCAACAAAGACUGCAGCAGCCGCUGCAGCAACAUGUGCAUCUGCAACAAAAGCAGCAGCAACCUUCACAAUUGCCUGUGCACCAGAUGUCACAACUUCAUCCUAUGAAUGAACUAAAUGAACUGAAGGCCAGGCAAGGAUCUAGCAUUAAACCAGGAAUAUACCAACAGACCUUUACAGGAGUCCAGCGCCCUAACUACUAUACUCAACAACUUAAACCUGGUGCUUCCUUUCCAAUUUCAUCUCCCCAAAGUCUGCAGGCAUCAUCCCCUCAGAUUUCUCACCAUUCUUCACCUCAAAUAGAGCAUGCUUUGUUACCAACCCAUGCAAAACCUGGUACACCUAUGCAAUCAACAGGGUCGCCCUUUGUUGUGCCUUCUCCUUCUCCUUCCACUCCCAUUGCCCCGUCUCCCAUACCAGGUGACUCUGAGAAGCUAUUAUCUGCUGCCGUGUCACUUCCAACUACAGGACAAGCUACCAAUCAGCAAGCUGCUAGCGCGCCACUUCAAUCUCAGUCAAUUUCUGUUGCGACGCCUGGAAUAUCAGCCUCCCCUUUACUAGCAGAAUUUCCAAGUCAGGAAGGCAACCUCACUAAUGCAACAUCAAGAGUUGGUGCUUCUGAGAGACCAUUGGAACGCUUAAUUAAGGCGGUGCAAUCAAUGUCUCCAACUGCCCUUAGCUCUGCUGUUAGUGAUAUUAGUUCUGUUGUUAGUAUGAUUGACCGGAUUGCUGGUUCAGCACCUGGCAAUGGCUCAAGAGCUGCUGUUGGUGAAGAUUUGGUUGCAAUGACUAAGUGUCGUCUGCAAGCAAGGAACUUCAUGUCGCAAGAUGGAGGCACCACCACGAAGAAAAUGAAGCGGCAUACAAGUGCCAUGCCAUUAAAUAAUGUUUCAUCAGCAGGCAGUGUAAAUGAUAACUUUAUGAAAUUUGGUAGUCUUGAUUCCCCUGAAUUGGAAUCCACGGCAACUUCUCAUGUCAAAAGGAGGAAACUUGAGGUCAACCAUGCUUUGCAGGAGGAGAUCAGGGAGAUAAACCAGCAGCUUAUUGACACAGUGGUUAGUAUAUGCGAUGAAGAUUCCGAUUCUGCUGCUGCUGCUGCAUCCGAAGGUGUUGGAGAGGGGACGAUCAUUGAAUGUUCCUUCAAUGGUGUCGCUUUCAGUCCUAGUUUAAAAGCUCAUUUUGCUUCAAUGCAUAUGCGCCCGAUAGCUCCUUUGAGAUUGCUGGUUCCUUCCAACUAUCCAAAAUGCUCUCCUCUACUUCUUGACAAACUUCCAAUUGAAUCUAGCAAGGAAUUUGAAGAUCUAUCUAUCAAAGCAAAGUCAAGGUUCAGCAUCUCACUUCGAGGCCUUUCACAGCCUAUGUCGCUGGGAGAAAUGGCCGGAACUUGGGAUAGUUGUGCGCGGAAGGUGAUUGUGGAAUAUGUUCAAAAGACUGGAGGGGGUAGCUUCAGCUCAACCUAUGGUGCCUGGGUAAACUGUGUUGGUGCUUGAUCUGCUUCAAUAAACUGUCUUUUCAUUUAUUUAUUCCCCUUGAAAUACGUGCCUUUUACAAGGAAUUCCGCAGAUUAUCAGCUCUAUUCAGCCAAUAAACAGAAGGAAAAAAAAGUUUAAAUUAUAUUUAUCGUCUGUAAUAUCCCACCAAGUUCCUUUUGUAAUAUUUAUUAGCAAAGGAGGGCACUGUGGCAUUACUCUAAAUGUUUCAAUUAAGGAUGUGACCGUUGUCCUGCCAUAUUGUUCAUUGUAUGAUUUGUCGAUAAGGAUUUCAUUAAUUUAGUGAUGUGUUGUUUUUAUGUGAAUUGUAAUACUAUUUGCUCGCCAACUUGUA